AUGAAGAUAUAUAAUAUUUUUAGAAUUAUUUUUAAUACUACUAUAUGGACAGGUAUACUUACUAUAAAUUGUUAUGAUUGUAACUCUGAUACGGGAAAUUGUAAUGAAGGAGAAUGUGAAGGAAAAUUGUGUGUUAGAACUGAAACAGCAUCAUUAGAUACUAAUAGAAAAAUUGUAAUUAAAACAUGUUCAAAUGAUGAUGAACCUACAGAAUGUUAUCAAAUACCUUUUGGUUCACAAUUUAUUUCAAGAUGUAUUUGUGAUUAUCCAUUAUGUAAUGGUGAUAAAGAUUCAAUAUUAGAUACUGAAAAUCAUACAACAUUAACUAAUUAUUUUUCAAUAAAAUAUACUUUUUUGUUUGUAAUUUUUUUUAUUUUAUAUUAUAUACCUAUAUUAUUUUGA
This is a messenger RNA of Strongyloides ratti, 402 nucleotides long. RefSeq lists its product as hypothetical. The transcript has 2 exons. NCBI's taxonomy places the organism in Eukaryota, Metazoa, Nematoda, Chromadorea, Rhabditida, Strongyloididae. The record is from RefSeq and is a predicted model, not a curated record. Bases 1 to 402 code for a protein of 133 amino acids.